GAAACUUCAAAGAAAUAGAUCAAUUUUCGCUUUUCCAAACCUAUUUUCCGAAAGAAAUUUCUCCCCCUGGAACUCAUUGCUUAUAUAAACAAGUUCAUUCGCAACUACUCUGUGUCCUAGGAAAGGUAGAGAGGCGGUGAGAAUAUGCAUCCGAAAGUGUAUGAGGCUGCAAAGUCGGGAGACUUCGAUUCCCUCAACGCGAUAAUUUCAGGAAAUGGAGAGGACCUUUUCCACCUAACGACGCCAAAGGGGAACAACAUUCUUCACGUUGCUGCUCAACACAAGCAGGUACAUUUCAUUGAACUUCUCCUUCAAUGUCCAUCAGGACCGUCCCUUCUUUGGCAGGGUAACUACAGAGGAGACACUCCCCUACACCUUGCUGCUAAAGUGGGAAGCUGCAGAGCGGUCCUAGUCUUCACGGAUCUGGCGAAAUCGCUACGUUGGGUUGUUGAAAACGGACAAGUCGAUGCAUGCAAAGAGCUACUUCGAAAGCAGAAUUUGCAUAAGGAUACGGCGCUACACUGUGCACUAAAAGGACGCCAUCAUUACUGGGUGGUGAAGUUGCUGAUUGAAGAAGAUCCUCAACUGUGUGAUAUUACUAAUGCUGCUGAUGAGUCCCCGCUUUAUCUUGCAGCAAGUAGAGGAUUUCCUUAUACCGCCGAGCUGAUGUUAGGUGCUUUCUCGUUGUCAUCCUCUCAUAAGGGCCCUAAAGGUUUGACAGCUCUGCAUGCUGCAGUGUAUUGGUCAUCGACCUGGUGGCCGAAAUUCCUGGAGAAGAGACCAGAAGUCAUUAGAGAAGGAGAUGAUUUGGGGUGGACUCCUCUUCAUUAUUUUGCUUCCUGGGACAACGUCGAAGCAGUCGGACUGCUUCUGCAGCAUGAUGCUUCUGUAGCAUAUAUCGCAGACAAAGAGGGGCAAUCGGCUCUUCAUGUUGCAGCAUUUCUGGGCAAAGUGAAUGCCAUUGACGAGCUUAUUAGAUCCUGUCCUGAUGCUGGUGACAUAAUGAACGACAAAGGGCAAACGGCUCUUCACGCAGCUGUAAUCGGCGGACGAGUAAAUGUAGUCAAGUACAUACUUGGGACGCCAGACCUAGAGGAUCUUGUUAAUGAACAAGACGCCGAUGGAAACACGGCUCUGCAUUUGGCUGUGCUUCAUAAACAGUACAACAUCAUAUACAAACUCGCACGAGACAAGAGAGUGGACCGUUUGGCUACAAAUAAGGAUCAUUCAACAGCCAUCGAAAUCUUUGAUUCUCAUAAAGAGGUCGGCUACAGAGCUGAAAAGGUUCGCCAUGUGCUGAAUGGAUCUCGUGGAAUCCUGGGUUCUCAGAGCUACGCUAUUGAAUAUGCUAAGAAGAGGUUACACAAGCAAGUUGUUGAGAUUCAAGCUUUUGUGGGUCAACCAGCCGUGACUAUAACAGCUGUAGGAAGUAAUACCUCCAGGAGAGAGACUUUUGAUUUAUCAAAAAGGAAAAUCGUCGAACUUGAACUACUAGUGGCGGUGCUCAUAGCCACAGUGACGUUCGCCGUGGCCUUCACGGUGCCCGGAGGUUAUAACGACGAUGGAAUGGCCAUUCUUGCUGGCAGGGCGGCUUUCAAAGCCUUUAUGAUAUCUAACACUACUGCAUUUGGCUUCUCCAUCUUGGCAUUGUUCUUACUGUAUGAUACUUCCUUUUUCAGUGAUCACCAACAAAGGAGAUACACCGGCAUCGCAAAGCUUUGCACUUACGUUGGGAUAGUCGGGAUGGUGCUAGCCUUUGCUUGUGGUAUGCACGUAGUAUCGACUAGAACCACCUGGCUUGGAAUCUUUCCUUAUGUUAUGAUUGGAUGUCUCGUGACUAUGUACAACAUCGGUGCUUUUCUUGACCCCGAAGUUCCUAUCUGGUGGUUACGUUGGUCUCCCAGAGAAAAAGUCCGGACUUUACUGUUUGAUUAUGGGAUACUCUAG
Molecule: messenger RNA, 1947 nt
Organism: Rhodamnia argentea
Lineage: Eukaryota; Viridiplantae; Streptophyta; Magnoliopsida; Myrtales; Myrtaceae
Product: ankyrin repeat-containing protein At5g02620-like
Exons: 3
Coding region: 145-1947 (600 amino acids)
Cellular component (GO): plasma membrane
Molecular function (GO): protein phosphatase 1 binding; protein phosphatase regulator activity
Source: RefSeq, a predicted model, not a curated record